AUGGCGGACGCUACCUACUACAUUGACGAAGACGUCGGUCACGACAGCCCCGAGCAGACAGGCGACGAGAGCCUGCCCUACAAGUCGCUCGGAUAUGCCAUCUACCAGAAAGGCGAGGCCGCCAAGUUCAAGACACGAAAGAGCGUGACGGGCGAGCUGGCCGCGGGCGCUGAUCCGUCGUCGCGCAUGGAGUGGAAGGAUGCCGCCAAGUCAGCCUUAAAGAAGGCGGUCAACUACGCGAAGACGCUGAAGAAAAAGGCAGAGAAGGAGGGUGAGCAGCUGGCCCUGCGCGCAAAGGAGCAGGCUGCCCGCAACGAGGUCCUCGAGGAGGCCAAAAAGGUUGUGCUCGACGAGGACAGGAGUCUGCCGGCGCCCAUCAAGAUCAAGCUCGACGACACAGACGCGAGCAAGAUCACACUGGGCGACGGCAAGGACGUCAAGGGCACACGCGUCAGAGUUUUUGGACGUGUGCACCGUGAGCGUAAGCAGAGCAAGGUCCUGUUCAUCACAUUAAGAGAUGGAUACGGCUACAUGCAGGUUGUCCUCACCGGCAAGCUGGCCGAGACCUACGACGCCCUCACCCUGACCCGCGAAACCUCGAUGGAGAUCCUCGGUGAGCUGAGGCAGGUCCCUGCCGGCGCCCACGCCCCUAACGACCGCGAGCUUCACGCCGAUUUCUACAGAGUUCCAUCAAUCUGGAAGGCAGCGGGUGGCGAUGACGCCAUCACCAACCGCGUCUCCAAGGACACCGAGCACGCGACACUGCUCGACCUCCGCCAUCUCACCCUGCGUGGCGAGACUGCCUCCAAGGUCAUGAUCGUCCGCGAUGCUGUCGAGUUUGCUUUCAACCAGGUCUACAAAGAGCUCCGCCUGCGCAAGGUCUCGCCUCCAGCGCUCGUCCAGACUCAGGUCGAAGGCGGCGCAACACUCUUCAAGUUUGGGUAUUACAACGAAGAAGCGUACCUGACGCAAUCCUCGCAGCUCUAUCUCGAAACCUGCCUCCCCUCCAUGGGCGAUGUAUACUGUAUCGAGAAGUCGUUCCGCGCUGAAAAGUCCCUCACCCGCCGCCAUCUGGCAGAGUACACGCACAUUGAGGCCGAGCUCGACUACAUCAACUUUGACGACUUGCUCACCCACUUGGAAGAAGUCAUGUGCCGCGUCCUCGAGGUCGCCACGUCUGACCCUGUGAUCAAGCAGCACAUCAUGGACCUCAACCCGGAGUUCCAGAUGCCCGAACGGCCCUUCAAGCGCAUGAAGUACCAGGACGCGAUUGACUGGCUCGUCGAGCACAACAUCGAGAACGAAGACGGCGAGCCGCACAAGUUUGGCGACGAUAUUGCUGAGGCAGCCGAGCGCAGGAUGACAGACAUCAUCAACAAACCCAUCUUCCUGACACACUUCCCCGCCGAGAUCAAGGCCUUCUACAUGCUCAAGGACAGCGAGGACCCGCGUGUUACCGAGUCCGUCGACUGCCUGAUGCCCGGUGUUGGCGAGAUUGUAGGAGGAAGCAUGAGGAUGGACGACAACGACGAGCUCAUGGCCGCCUUUGCAAGAGAGGGCAUCGAUCCCUCGGCAUACUACUGGUACACAGACCAGCGCAAGUACGGUUCCUCCCCGCACGGCGGCUACGGUCUAGGACUCGAGCGCUUCCUUGCAUGGCUGUGCAAGCAGCACACCGUGAGGGACUGCUGCCUUUACCCGCGCUACUUCGGCCGCUGCAAGCCCUGA
Molecule: messenger RNA, 1728 nt
Organism: Ascochyta rabiei
Lineage: Eukaryota; Fungi; Ascomycota; Dothideomycetes; Pleosporales; Didymellaceae
Product: Asparagine--tRNA ligase
Exons: 2
Coding region: 1-1728 (575 amino acids)
Biological process (GO): asparaginyl-tRNA aminoacylation
Cellular component (GO): cytoplasm
Molecular function (GO): ATP binding; asparagine-tRNA ligase activity; nucleic acid binding
Source: RefSeq, a predicted model, not a curated record